UACUAGUAAUCUUCAGGGUAUUCCGGUAAGCUCUGAUCUGGGGAGGAACUAGGACCAUCAGAAAUCAAGGCUGUUUUCUUCCUUGGGAAACUACCCAAGGCAGCUUGAUAGAGUCUGCUACUUCUUCCUCAGCUGCCUGCAGGCUGUAAUGUCCCUGAAGACAUGGAUCCCAUAGCAUUUAUCCUAGUGCUUUGUGACAAGUAGGAAUUCAAUGACUUUAUUAAAUUGAGUUCUUUCAGCAGAAGAAUGUGGGAGAAGCAUCAGGCUAUGCAUCCCCCAAGAGCUCCAAACGGGACCCUUCAUAGAAAGUGGAAAACGGCAGCCUGGCCCUUCUCUAGGCUGUGGAGACUCUCUGAUCCAACUCUGUUCCAAGUGACCUUGGUCAUUGCUCUGUUGGCUACUGUUCUUGGUGAUUGUGGUCCCCCACCGAAUCUAUUGUUUGCUUCUCCAAUAAAUGAGUUGAAUGAGACAGACUUCGAAGCUGGAACUAUUCUGAAAUACAACUGCCGCCCUGGCUACAGUAAGACCAGUUCAAAAAAUUCCCUUACCUGUCAACACGGAGGUGUUUGGAAAUAUACUCCCUUCUGUACCAAGAAACGAUGCAGAAACCCAGGAGAAUUACAUAAUGGGCAAAUAAGUAAGACAGAUCUCUCUUUUGGAUCACGAAUAGAAUUCAGCUGUUCAGACGGAUAUAUCUUAAUUGGCUCAACCACUAGUUAUUGUGACAUCCAAGAUAAGGGAGUUGACUGGAGUGAUCCUCUCCCAGUAUGUGUAAUUGCCAAGUGUGAGGCCCCUCCAACCAUCAGCAAUGGGAAGCACAGUGGUGGAGAUGAAGACAUCUACACAUAUGGCUCUUCUGUCACCUACAGCUGUGACCCUCACUUCUCAAUGAUAGGCAAAGCCUCCAUUUCCUGCACAGUGGAGAAUAAAACGAUAGGUGUCUGGAGCCCAAGCCCUCCGACUUGUAAACAUGUUGUCUGUCAUAAGCCACAGGUUCCAAAUGGAAUCUUUGUCUCUGGAUUUGGACCCCUCUAUACUUACAAAGACGCUAUUGUGUUGGACUGCAAGAAGGGUUAUGUCCUCACAGGCAGCAGUUUAAUCCAUUGUGAAGCUGAUAACAACUGGGACCCUCCUCCUCCUGUUUGUGAGCUCAAUGGUUGUACCAACUUACCAGACAUCCCAAAUGCCUUCUGGGAACGAUACAGGUAUCAGAGGCCAACAAAAGAGGACGUGUAUAAUGUUGGGACUGUGUUGAAGUACCAUUGCCUGACUGGCUAUAAACCUGCUUCAGAUAAACCCACGGCUGUGAUUUGUCAGGAAGAUUUCAGGUGGACUCCAUACACGGAAUGUGAGGAGGUAUGUUGCCCAGUACCAGAGCUGAAGAACGGUGAAAUCUUUAGUCAGAGAAGAAGAGCUUCCACCAGCAGCUGCGUCUAUUCCUCCGGAGAAAAAAUUACAUAUUCAUGUUUUAAGAAAAAAGAGUUUUCCGCUACUUGCCAAAAAGAUGGCACAUGGCAUCCCAAAACACCAGUAUGUGACGAUUGCAUUUUUCCUGCGACCAUUGACCACGGACAUUAUAAAGAAGUUAAUGGUUUUUGGACAAAUGAGGUUCUGUACGAAUGUGAUGAAGGAUACUCUCUGGUUGGACAGGCCAGGCUCUCCUGCAAUUCUUCAGGCUGGUCAUCUCCAGCUCCUCAAUGUAAAGCUCUGUGUCCGAAACCACAGAUAGAGCAUGGACGGCUGUCUGUGGUUAAGGAUCAGUAUAUUACACCUGAAAAUGUCACCAUCCAGUGUGACCCUCACUAUCGUUUGGUUGGUCUCCAAAGUAUCACUUGCUCAGAGAACAGCACCUGGUACCCCGAGGUGCCCAUGUGUGAGUGGGAGAUCGCUGAAGGCUGUGAGCAAGUGCUCGCAGGCAGAAAAAUCAUGCAGUGUCUCCCAAAGCCGGAGGAUGUGAGAACGGCCCUGGAGCUGUAUAAGCUGUCUCUGGAGAUCAAACAACUAGAAAAAAAAUUAGAGAAGGAAGAGAAAUGUACUCCGGAGGUGCAAGAGUAAUUUUUCCCAGAAGAGGGAGAAAAAUGUACCUUGCUGCCUUCAACACAAUAUAGAUCACUUCAGUUUAUCCACUUUACCAUCUCUUUUGUGCCAUCACUCCUGGUAAUAAAUAUCUAGAAAGGAUAAUUGGUUAAUGUUUAAUGCUUUGAGAUUAGAAUUAUCGAUUAGUGCUUCGUAGAAUUAUUGAUCAUCUCGUGACAUGUUUUUGCUUUCCUGGACACAAAGUGCUCAUUUUUUUCUAUUAAAAAUUUACAUAU
Molecule: messenger RNA, 2312 nt
Organism: Equus caballus (horse)
Lineage: Eukaryota; Metazoa; Chordata; Mammalia; Perissodactyla; Equidae
Gene: C4BPA
Product: complement component 4 binding protein alpha
Source: RefSeq, a predicted model, not a curated record